UAUAGUUUGCUAAGUGUAAAGUAAUAAUCCUACUGGAGCCAACCAUGCAAUCAGUUCAGUGCUUUGGAAAAAAGGGCAAUGCUACCGCCGUUGCUCACUGUAAGGCCGGUAAGGGUUUGAUUAAGGUCAAUGGUGCACCUCUUUCUCUUGUCCAACCCGAAAUCUUGCGUAUGAAAGUUUACGAACCCAUCUUGGUUGCUGGUGCUGACAAGUUUGCCGGCGUUGAUAUUCGCGUUCGUGUUUCUGGUGGUGGUCAUGUUUCUCAAAUCUAUGCGAUCCGUCAAUCCAUCUCCAAAGCUAUCGUUGCUUACUACCAAAAGUUCAUCGACGAGCACUCCAAGGCUGAGCUGAAGAAAGCCCUCGUCACUUACGACCGUACUUUGUUGGUUGCUGAUCCUCGUCGUAUGGAGCCCAAGAAGUUCGGUGGUCACGGUGCCCGUGCUCGUCAACAAAAAUCUUACCGUUAAGGCAAAGAAAAUAUCAUUUUUUUUCCAAAGCAGACAUACAUGCAUUUUUGUGUAAGAAUGUAGAUCAUAAUGGAAAUAGUAGGUUACAGGAAUUUAGUAGAUUUCAUGCCAUUUAAUGUAUAAG
Molecule: messenger RNA, 591 nt
Organism: Schizosaccharomyces cryophilus OY26
Lineage: Eukaryota; Fungi; Ascomycota; Schizosaccharomycetes; Schizosaccharomycetales; Schizosaccharomycetaceae
Product: 40S ribosomal protein S16
Exons: 2
Coding region: 45-467 (140 amino acids)
Biological process (GO): maturation of SSU-rRNA from tricistronic rRNA transcript (SSU-rRNA, 5.8S rRNA, LSU-rRNA); translation
Cellular component (GO): ribosome; cytosolic small ribosomal subunit
Molecular function (GO): RNA binding; structural constituent of ribosome
Source: RefSeq, a predicted model, not a curated record